AUGAAAAUUGUAUUUCGAUAUUCCUAUGAUCUUUUUGUAAUUGGAGGAGGUUCAGGUGGUUUAGCUAGCAGUAAAGCAGCAGCCCAAUUAGGAAAAAAAGUUGCUUUGGCAGAUUUUGUUGUACCCUCUCCAAAUGGUCAAACUUGGGGUGUAGGAGGAACUUGUGUAAAUGUUGGAUGUAUUCCUAAAAAAAUGUUUCAUAUUGCUGCUUAAUUGGGAGAUUAUAGACAAGAUUAGGGUAGAGUAGGAUGGAGUGGAAUAAAUGAAAAUGGAUCUCAUGAUUGGAAUAAAAUGGUUUAAGUAGUAUCUAAUAUGAUACUGAGACUUAAUAGAAUGCAUGAAAACAAUCUCAAAAUAGCAGGAGUUUAAUAUAUAAAUUCAUUAGCAAAAUUGAUAAAUCCAAACACUAUUGAAGUAUGUAUGUAUUCAUAAUUUUAGCUUACUGAUUAAAAAGGUGAAAAGAGUAUUGUUACUGCUGAAAAGAUUAUCGUUUCAGUUGGAGCAAGACCAAAAUUAUAUGAAGGAUUGAAUCCUUAGAGUUAUAUUACAUCAGAUGAUUUAUUUUGGAUGAGAAGACCUCCUGGUAAAUCUUUAAUAAUUGGAGGAUCUUAUGUGGCAUUAGAAUGUGCAGGAUUUUUGAAUGGAUUAGGAUAUGAUACAUAAGUGUUAGUAAGAAGUAAAUUGCUUAGAAAAUUUGAUCAAUAAUAUGCAUAAUUAGUUGGACAAUAUAUGGUUGAAAAAGGUGUUAAAUUUCAUUAUGGUUGUACACCUACUAAAAUUGAUGGUAAAAUUGUUACUUGGAAAGAUAAGAAUGGAAAAGAAUCAUCAGAAAAGUUUGACACUGUUUUGAUGGCUAUUUCAAGAUAAGCUAAUACUUAAAAUUUAGGAUUGGAAAAUGUUGGAAUUUAAAUUGAUGAAAAUUAGAAAAUUAUUGUUAAUAAAUAUGAUUAAACUAAUUGUCCAAAUAUUUAUGCUGUAGGAGAUUGUGUUUCUGGAAAAUUAGAAUUAACUCCUACAGCUAUAAUGGCAGGAAGGAAAUUAAUUAAGAGAUUAUAUUAAGGUUCAUCAGAUAUAAUGGAUUAUAGAGAUGUAGCAACAACAAUCUUUACACCUUUAGAGUACAGUUGUAUUGGAUUAUCAGAAGAGAGAGCAAUUGAAAAAUAUGGUUAAGAUAAUCUAAAGAUUUUUGAAAAUGUUUUCAAACCUGUGACUUGGAAUAUUAGUGCUAGAAAUCCAUCAAUAUGUUAAGGAAAAUUAAUAGUCAGAAAAGAUACUGACUAAAUAAUUGGAUUUCAUUAUAUUGGACCAGAAGCUGCUGAAGUUACUUAAGGUUUUGCUGUGGCUAUUAGAAUGGGAGCUACAAAGGCAGAUUUUGAUUCGACUGUAGGAAUUCAUCCAUCUGCUGCAGAAGUAUUUAUAAUGAGAUUAUUAAUAGGAAAUGGUUUAAAUGAAAAAAUUUAGAUGA
This is a messenger RNA of Paramecium primaurelia, 1465 nucleotides long. NCBI's taxonomy places the organism in Eukaryota, Ciliophora, Oligohymenophorea, Peniculida, Parameciidae. The record is from the annotation of a GenBank genome assembly.